Messenger RNA from Rhipicephalus microplus (southern cattle tick), 723 nucleotides. RefSeq lists its product as uncharacterized. The record is from RefSeq and is a predicted model, not a curated record. NCBI's taxonomy places the organism in Eukaryota, Metazoa, Arthropoda, Arachnida, Ixodida, Ixodidae.
AUGCCGGAAGAUUUCCGAGAAGAGCUCGGGAAAGAAAUGCGCGAUUUCAAAACAAAACUGGAACGCGAACUCAGGACAGAAAUGCGUGAAUUUAGGAAAAGUUUGGAAUUCAUGAAUGAUGAACUUGAAAAGACAAAGAAAGAACAGAAAGAACUUCUCAAAGAAAAUAAGGCGCUCAAAGAAGCAAACGCAAAGCUAGCUGCAGAUUGUGAAAUGCUGAAAAAGCAGAGCUCUGAACAUGAGCAGCGGCUCACUGCGUCGGAACAGUACUCACGCAACCGAAACAUUGAAAUUAAAGGCAUACCCCUAUCGAGUGAUGAAAAGCUUCUCGAGACUCUUCAUCGUGUUGGAGAACUUUUGAAUGUCCCCAUUGAUGAAAGCGACGUCGAAGUUUGCCACCGUGUUGUCUCGAAGAAUGUAAAGGACACUCCAAACAUUGUUGCACAAUUUAAAAGCCGCUCUAAGCGGGACAUGGUUCUUCAUAAGGCAAAGAAAAUGCGCAUAACAAGUGAAGAUUUCGGUCACUCGCAAGGGACGCCUGUGUUCAUAAACGAACACCUAAGCCCAGCCAUGAAGCACCUGCUUGGCAUGGCAAUUGCGAAAAAGAAGGCUCAGAACUGGCGUUUCGUGUGGACGAGCAACGGAAAGAUUCUCGCCAGAAAGGAAGAAUCCGCUCCGGUAGUGCGCAAUCGCACUGCGCAGGAUGUUGAAAAGAUAGUGUGA